CGUUCUUCUCCGUCCAUUUUACACACCCAUAAAUAUACCCGUGAGAAACCGCUUGUACCUCAACACGAUAUGGGUACCGUUCACUGUUUCGACUAGCGCUUGAUUACCCUUCUAUGAACAACACGUCAAACAGCACAGCUCAACGCAUGCUCCAAGUCUGUCACAUGAUGGGUUCAAUCGAAAGGAAAACACUCUUUACCGUGCAUUCUCGAGAUUCAUUCAUCUUCGACCCACACCACUCAAUCUAUGAGGCCAAGGGCGAGCAUGAACCGGAUCCCCUCCCCGAUUCCGAGGACCCCGCUGAAAAUGGGACACCGGCGCCUGACAUCCCACCGACUACCUUUCUUCGUAUCACCACGGAUCAUUGGCCAAGAGAUCCCUUUCUAGGCUUUACAUUCGGUUGCGAUGCGACAGUCUGCGAUGUCUUGCUCGAUAGCGACCAGCAUAGAGGGACUAGCAUGAAGCAGUUCUCCAUUGUCCCCAAUAUGAUGGUACCCGGAACCUUCUACGUCAAGAACCACAGUCAACACGGUACUAAGAUCAUGGUCGGCACUGCACUACAUCAUGUGAAAUCCAUGCGGCCCAUUGCACAUGACAACGAAGUACACGUUUUCUUCCAAGCCUUCGAGGUCCAACUUCGGGUACCUAAUCAUGAGCCACACUGGGACGCGUUCCGACAAUGUUGGGUGGAAUUUAUCUCCAAGUUCGCCAGCGCACCCCCGGAUCUUCGGCACCUAGAUCUAGGUUCAUUGCUCAGAACGAGCCAGCCGGGAUCAAAGCCAUCGAAACACAGCCGCAAGGACAAGAUCGGGCGUGGAAGAAGUGGGAGUAGCGUAUUUCUGGAAGUCGACCGCAAGACCGAAGCUACCUACGCUGUGAAAUACUUUGUUGCUUCCACAUCCAGACGAAGGAUAGAGGAAAGGGCCAAAACUUUGCUGAACUUUUCUCACAAGCACAUUGUCCAGUUCAUUGAGUUCCUUCCCCACCCAAAAGCGCUCGUCAUGCAGUUCGUCGGCUGCAAUCUUCAGGAAGAGCAGGCGAAAAAAAAACUCACGGCCGACGAAACACGCGACGUCCUCCAUCAACUUCUCCAAGCUCUCAACUACAUCCACCAACAGUCAAAUAUCCACGGGGACUUGACGCCUUCCGCUGUGCUGGUGCAAUCGCGAAAGCCCCUCUACGUUCGACUUGGCGGCUUUGGCGACCCAGACAGUUAUUUACCUAUAUAUGCAUCGCCGGAAAGAUGUUUCGGGCCCUCAUUCUCUCGUCGCACCGAUAUAUGGUCUCUCGGAAUCGUUGCUUUGCAGUAUUCAUAUGGAAUCCCAGAGUAUGGCCGAAUAGGGAAGGAGGGUUGGUAUGACGCGCUGGCAUCACGUUUAAAAGAAUGCCCAAACUCCAGCCUUACAACGGAACUCCGCAAGUGGUUGUGCCCAUCGCCUGAUGGCCGCCAUUCUGCGCGCCAAUGCCUCAGCCGCUCAACAUACUUUAAGGUGCCUGCAAAAGUAGUACCUGAAAGAGAUUUAAGCAACAAUCUACCCGAUACAUCGCCCUUUAGAGAACCGAACAAUGAACCUGACAAAGCACCACCUGGAGAUGAAUCGACCAGCAGCCUACCUGACACGGCGCCGCCGGAACAUGAACCAAGCCAGCAUCGUUUAGUUAUCGACUUCGAGUCAGGCGAUGAUUGA
Colletotrichum destructivum is the source of this 1688-nucleotide messenger RNA. Its product is annotated as Putative protein kinase. The coding region runs from base 114 to 1688 and encodes 524 amino acids. Gene Ontology annotation, cellular component: nucleus; cytoplasm. Gene Ontology annotation, molecular function: protein serine/threonine kinase activity; ATP binding. The transcript has 2 exons. The record is from RefSeq and is a predicted model, not a curated record. Gene Ontology annotation, biological process: protein phosphorylation; mitotic DNA damage checkpoint signaling. Lineage: Eukaryota; Fungi; Ascomycota; Sordariomycetes; Glomerellales; Glomerellaceae.